Grosmannia clavigera kw1407 is the source of this 1449-nucleotide messenger RNA. RefSeq lists its product as uncharacterized. Lineage: Eukaryota; Fungi; Ascomycota; Sordariomycetes; Ophiostomatales; Ophiostomataceae. The transcript has 2 exons. The record is from RefSeq and is a predicted model, not a curated record. Bases 1 to 1449 code for a protein of 482 amino acids.
AUGCGCAACCGGUUCAAGAAAUCCUCGCGCUCUACCUCCAUCAGCUCUGCGCAAUCCCCCAGCAACUCCCCACAGAAGCUUGCCGUACCAGGCACCACCCAAACCCCGGCACCUUCCACACCAAAUGACCUAGCGAAGCCGUCUCUGGUCAAUGCCCCGCCGGCCUCUGUCAAUACUAGGACUAUGGGCAUAAGCAGUGGCCUAACUAGUGAAGAAAAGCGGCUCCCUACAACUCCGGCCCCAGCCAACGUCUCCCGGAAACUAUCCACCAUUCGAACCGUAACGACUUCCGACGACGGACCCCGCGCUUCAUCUGACGACGACCUGCCCUCCGACGCCUCGGCAUCCAUCACACGCAACUCCAAUUCAACCUUUUCUGGCUCUGAAAACAGCGCAACCAGCGCCGCAUCCUCUGCAUCCCACUCGCUACAGAACGACCGCAACAUAACCCCCAGCAGUCGCCUAAACCAAAGUACACUCUCUGAUUCCGACGACCCUGUCAUACGACCAGGAAGCCCGGAAGCAAUGCCUGCGAGGUCCGAAGUGGAUAUUGAACACCGAGGAGACAUUAGCUCGCUAGCCGUCCCCGAACGAUCCUUGACGCGGGUAAUUUCAAACUCGAGCCUCAGCCAGGAAGGUGUUGCCAUGACGGACGAUCGACAGGGCGAGGGGGCUGGCGCCAAUGGUUGGGACUCCACGGUUGGUAAGGCCGGCCUGGGCAAGACUGGCCGUGUGAUCAAUCGCCUGGUGUCGGACAAUGAAACGCUCAAACGGGACCUGAAGCUCGAGAGCUUAAAGGCAGACGAAUCCCGGCAGGCCGCCAAGCUGCUAGAGGACAAGAUGGAGAGAAUGGUCUCCGAGUAUGAGAGCCGCCUGCUGGAGGCCAGCGUCACCAAAACACUGCUGGCUCGCAAGGAACGUCAGGUCGAGAGUCUACAGGGCGUCGUCGAGCUGGAGAAACAGCGUGCUACCGAUGCUAAGGACCGGGAGCGCAUUUGGAGAGAAGAGAUGGACAAGGUCAAGAAGGAGUCAAAACAGCAGGUUGAGGAGGCCACCGCCCACGCUGCACUGAUGGAAGGCCGCUACAACGCCAUCAGCAGCCACUGGCGUGACCAGGGCGAUGCUGUAAAGCAGGCCCUGGGCAGCAUGGCCAAGGAAGUCAAGGAGCUGGCCGAGGCACGGCGGCAAGACGACGACAAGAUCACAACACUCCGUGAUCUGUGCGACCAGCAGGACGGUAACAUCCGUCUAUUGUGGCAGCAAAAGGAGGACAUCACUCGCAAGUACGAGGCUUACAAAAAGGAGCAGGAAGAUGCGCUGCGUGACAUCAAGGCCAAUGCCGCCAAGCGCGAAGCCGAGCAAGAACAAAUGCUAGAAGAAGCCCGGCAGGUGCUUGACAAGCUGAGGUGGGCACUCAAUGUCAAGAACAAUGUUGCCUGGGCGGAAUAA